CUUCAAAUGCUCCGGGGCUUUGACCGACUCCAUGGCCUUCCACUGACCCUGCACCUGGAGCGCGCGGCUCACCUGGAGCGCGGCUGGGACGGACCUAACGACGCUUCGCGCAGGCGCCCCACCCUUGUACCGACUUGCCUGGAAACUGCUAGCCAGAUGUCGGAGACCUUAUCUACAGAACAAGCUAUAUUUAGAGAAGUCUGGAGCUCAGAGGAAGUGUCCCACGGAACUAGGAAUCAGACGUCUCAGGGGAAGGUUCCUGCCUGGCUACCACUGCUGGUACUCCUGAGGUGGACAAUAAGGGUGAUAGAUUCUUGGAAAAAAGAAGAAGAUGCAGAGUGAAACCAACUGCCCCUAAAUGAAUUGAUGCUGGUGGAGCAAAGCAGUGCUGCUGGUUUGAUGCUAACAGAACGGAGCAAGUCGCUUCUCCUCAUCCACGACCAUGUCAUUCUUCUGCUACCAUAGGAGAAAAAUGCCCCGUUCGUGACUCACACCAGUUUCCUACCCGCUAAAUAGGGGACAAACCUAGCCCCCGGACAGCGCGAAAGACAGGAUUUGGAGCAUCGGUGCUUGGCUUGGCCUCUUAUUGGGCAUGGAUGACGUCACUCGUCCAGGCGUGGCUCUAGUUGUGACGUUUCCCAAGGCAGAUGGUCAAGGACGCGGCGGAAGGCGGGAGCGGAAGGGCCGGAAGUUGUGGCCCGGCUGUGUCAACCUGGGAGCUGCAGGCUGGGAGUGUGGCUGAGACCGCGACCAUGGGCGGGAAGAACAAGCAGCGGACCAAGGGGAACCUGAGGCCUUCAAACAGUGGCCGAGCUGCAGAACUCCUUGCCAAAGAACAGGGAACAGUGCCUGGAUUUAUUGGUUUUGGAACGUCACAGAAUGACCUCGGCUAUGUUCCUGCUAUUCAGGGAGCUGAAGAAAUUGACAGUCUUGUAGAUUCUGAUUUCCGAAUGGUGCUGCGGAAACUUUCUAAGAAAGAUGUCACAACAAAGUUAAAAGCUAUGCAGGAAUUUGGAACCAUGUGUACAGAGAGAGACACAGAAGUCGUAAAAGGAGUUCUUCCAUACUGGCCAAGAAUUUUCUGCAAAAUUUCACUUGAUCACGAUCGCCGGGUUCGAGAAGCCACGCAGCAGGCUUUUGAAAAGCUUAUCCUUAAAGUAAAGAAACACUUGGCUCCUUAUUUAAAAAGUUUAAUGGGCUAUUGGUUAAUGGCUCAGUGUGAUACUUACACGCCAGCUGCAUCUGCAGCCAAGGAUGCCUUUGAAGCAGCUUUCCCUCCAAGCAAGCAACCUGAAGCCAUAGCAUUUUGUAAGGAUGAAAUUACAAGUGUGCUACAGGAUCAUCUUAUAAAAGAAACACCUGAUACACUCAGUGAUCCACAAACGGUUCCAGAGGAAGAAAGAGAAGCUAAAUUCUAUCGGGUUGUAACUUGUUCCUUAUUGGCAUUAAAAAAAUUGCUUUGCCUCUUACCUGAUAAUGAGCUUGAUUCUCUGGAGGAAAAAUUUAAGUCUCUUUUAUCACAGAAUAAGUUUUGGAAAUAUGGAAAACACAGUAUACCUCAGAUCCGCUCAGCUUAUUUUGAGUUAGUUUCUGCUUUGUGCCAGCGUAUUCCACAGUUGAUGAAAGAUGAAGCAUCCAAAGUGAGCCCAUCUGUUCUACUUAGCAUUGAUGACAGUGACCCCAUUGUAUGCCCGGCUCUCUGGGAAGCUGUACUUUAUACACUUACAACUAUUGAGGACUGUUGGCUUCAUGUAAAUGCAAAAAAAAGUGUGUUUCCAAAGCUGUCAGCUGUGGUUCGUGAAGGCGGUCGGGGUUUGGCUACCAUCAUAUAUCCUUAUCUUUUGCCAUUUAUCAGCAAACUCCCUCAGUCCAUUACAGAUCCAAAGUUGGAUUUCUUCAAAAAUUUCCUCACCUCUGUAGUUGCAGGGCUGUCAACAGAGAGAAUCAAAACCAGCUUUUCAGAGUGCUCAGCAGUAAUAUCAGCUUUUUUUGAAUGCUUACGUUUUAUAAUGCAGCAAAACUUAGGUGAGGAAGAGAUUGAAGAGAUGCUCAUCAGUGAUCAGUUGAUUCCUUUUAUUGAUGCAGUUCUCAAAGAUCCAAGAUUGCAAGAUGGGCAGCUAUUUAACCAUUUAGCAGAAACCUUAAGUUCCUGGGAAGCCAAAGCAGAUGUGGAAAAAGAUGAUAAAAUAGCUCACAGUUUGGACAAAGUACUACUGAAUUUUUGGGAAAGACUGUCAGAGAUCUGUGUGGAGAAAAUCAAUGAGCCAGAAGCUGAUGUGAAAUCCGUGUCAGGUGUUUCUAACCUGUUACAGGUCCUUCAGAAGCCGAAGAGCUCACUGAAGUCAAAUAAAAAAAAAGUUGGUAAGGUUAGAUUUGCUGACGAGCUGCCUGAAAGUAAUAAAGAGAACGAAAAAUGUGUCUCCUCCGAAGGCGAAAACAGUGAAGGCUCUGAAUUAAUGACUGAACUUUCUCUCUCUCAUAAUUGUUCAGACCUUGUAUCGCCACUAAGGAAGAAACCUUUGGAAGACUUGGUCUGUAAACUAGCAGCGAUGAGUAUUAAUUAUGUCAAUGAGCAAAAGUCAGAGCAACAUCUAAAGUUUCUUUCCACUCUGCUCAGCUCUUUCUCUUCAACCCAAGUAUUUAAAAUGCUACUAGGUGAUGAAAAACAGAGUAUUGUCAAAGCCAAACGUCUUGAAAUAGCCAGACUUGUGGAAAAAAAUCCUGCUGUACAGUUUUUAUACCAGAAACUGAUAGGUUGGCUAAAUGAAGAUCAAAGGAAGGAUGCUGGUUUCUUGGUGGACAUUUUGUACAGUGCCCUCUGUUGCUGUGACAAUAAUAUGGAAAGAAAGUAUGUCUUGGAUGAUCUCAUUGAGGGGAAUCUGAAAUGGAAUUCUAUUCUUCAGGUCAUUGAAAAGGCAUGUUCUAGUUCAGAUAAACAUGCUUUAGUAACUCCUUGGCUAAAAGGAGAUAUCCUUGGAGAGAAAUUGGUAACCCUGGCAGAUCAUCUUUGUCAUAAGGACUUGGAAUCCACAGUAUCUUCUGAUUCUUACUUCUCGGAGAGAUGGGCUCUUCUAAGCUUGGUAUUAUCCCAACAUGUUAAAAAUGAUUACUUGAUUGGAGAAGUAUAUGUUGAAAGAAUUAUUGUUAAACUUCAUGAAACUUUAUCCAAAGUAAAGGAAUUGUCAGAAGCUGAAAAUAAUGAUUCAUCAGUGUCUUUUAUCUGUGAUGUGGCCUAUAACUAUUUCAGCUCAGCAAAAGGAUGCUUGCUAAUGCCAUCCUCUGAAGACUUAUUAUUAACUCUCUUUCAGUUAUGUGCUCAGAACAAAGAAAAAACACAUUUGCCAGACUUUCUUGUCUGUAAACUGAAAAAUACUUGGCUCUCUGGUGUGAAUUUAUUGACCCACCAAACUGGCAGUACAUGUAAACAGAGUACCUUCCUAUGUUUGUCUGCUCUGUGGCUGAAGAACCAAGUUCAGUCUUCAUCUUUGGAUAUCAAAAGUCUUCAAGUCCUCUUGUGUGCUGUUGAUGACUUGCUAAAUAUGCUUCUAGAAAGUGAAGAUACUAAUCUUCUGGGAGUUUAUAUUGGAAGUGUAAUGCCAAGCAACAGUGAAUGGGAAAAGAUGAGACAGUCUCUUCCAAUGCAGUGGUUGCAUAGACCUCUUUUAGAAGGAAGAUUGAGUUUGAAUUAUGAGUGUUUCAAAACAGAUUUUAAAGAACAAGAUGCAAAGAAACUUCCCAGCCAUUUGUGUACUUCAGCAUUAUUGAGCAAAAUGAUAUUAGUUGCACUGAAAAAGGAAAUAGUCCUAGAAAAUAAUGAGCUUGAGAAAAUAAUUGCAGAACUGCUCUAUUCACUGCAGUGGUAUGAAGAAUUAGACAAUCCCCCUAUUUUUCUAACUGGAUUUUGUGAAAUGCUUCAAAAGAUGAAUAUUACAUAUGAUAACUUAUGUGGACUUGGUAAUACCUCUGGCCUUUUACAGCUGCUAUUUAACAGAUCCAUGGAAAAUGGCACCCUUUGGUCUCUUAUUAUUGCUAAGUUGAUCCUUUCCCGAAGUGUUUCAUCUGAUGAAGUAAAACGGCAUUAUAGGAGAAAAGAAGGGUUUUUCCCACUAACAGAAGGCAAUAUGCAUACCAUUCAAAGUCUCUGUCCGUUUUUGUCAAAAGAAGACAAGAAAGAAUUCAUUGCUCAAUGUAUACCUCCCCUUUUGGCCUGGACUAAGGAAGAUCUUUGCAGUACUAAUGGAGGUUUUGGACAUCUUGCCAUUUUCAACUCUUGUCUGCAAACCAGAAGCAUAGAUGAUGGGGAGCUAUUACAUGGUAUAUUAAAAAUUCUAAUAUCCUGGAAGAAAGAUCAUGAAGAUGUUUUUCUUUUCAGUUGUAAUCUAUCAGAAGUAAGUCCAGAGAUACUAGGUGUGAAUAUAGAAAUAAUCCGGUUCCUUUCCUUGUUCCUGAAAUACUGUUCAUCUCCUUUGGCAGAGAGUGAAUGGGACUUCAUCAUGUGCUCCAUGUUGGCUUGGUUGGAGACAACAAGGGAGAAUCACACACUGUAUUCUGUUCCACUUGUACAACUGUUUGCCUGUGUCAGCUGUGAUUUGGCCUGUGAGCUCAGUGCUUUUUUUGAUUCCACAACUCUGGACACCAUUGGCAAUCUCCCCGUGAAUCUAAUCAGUGAAUGGAAAGAAUUUUUUUCCCAAGGCAUCCACAAUUUGCUUUUACCUCUUUUGGUGACUGUUACAGGAGAAAGCAAAGAUACAUCUGAAACAUCCUUCCAGAAUGCAGUGCUGAAGCCCAUGUGUGAAACAUUAACAUAUAUCCCAAAGGACCAGCUAUUGAGUCAAAAACUCCCUUCAAAAUUGGUUGCUGGCCAAAAAACAAACUUACCAGAAUAUCUUCAGACUUUGCUAAAUACUUUGGCCCCAUUACUCCUCUACAGAGCUCGGCCUGUGCAAAUUGCUGUUUACCAUAUGCUAUACAAAUUGAUGCCUGAAUUACCACAAUAUGAUCAGGAUAAUCUGAAGUCAUACGGAGAUGAAGAAGAAGAACCAGCCUUGUCACCACCAGCAGCGCUGAUGUCUCUUCUUAACACUCAAGAGGACUUACUAGAAAAUGUUUUGGGGUGUAUUCCUGUUGGACAGAUAGUUACUAUUAAGCCACUGAGUGAAGACUUCUGCUAUGUUCUGGGAUAUCUCCUCACUUGGAAAUUAAUACUUACUUUCUUCAAAGCUGCUUCAUCUCAGCUUCGGGCUCUGUAUUCAAUGUACCUUCGAAAAACAAAAAGUUUGAAUAAAUUGCUCUAUCACCUGUUCAGGCUGAUGCCAGAAAAUCCGACUUAUGCAGAGACAGCUGUUGAGCUCUCUAAUAAGGAGCCUAAAACAUUCUUUACGGAAGAGCUCCAGUUGAGUAUUAGAGAAACAGCAACUCUUCCAUACCAUAUCCCACACUUGGCUUGUUCAGUCUAUCAUAUGACACUAAAAGACUUACCUGCCAUGGUUAGGCUGUGGUGGAAUAGUAGUGAGAAGCGUGUUUUCAAUAUUGUAGAUAGAUUUACAAGCAAGUAUGUCAGCAGUGUUCUUUCUUUUCAAGAAAUUUCUUCUGUACAAACAAGUACACAACUAUUUAAUGGCAUGACGGUUAAAGCUCGGGCUACUACUCGAGAAGUGAUGGCUACUUACGCUAUUGAGGACAUAGUUAUUGAGCUUAUUAUACAGCUGCCUUCAAAUUAUCCACUGGGCUCAAUAACCGUGGAGAGUGGGAAGAGAGUGGGAGUGGCUGUUCAGCAGUGGCGGAACUGGAUGCUGCAGUUGAGCACUUACCUCACCCAUCAAAAUGGAAGCAUUAUGGAAGGCCUAGCAUUAUGGAAAAAUAAUGUAGACAAACGUUUUGAGGGUGUUGAAGAUUGCAUGAUCUGUUUCUCAGUCAUUCAUGGUUUCAACUAUUCUCUUCCAAAAAAAGCCUGUAGAACAUGCAAGAAGAAGUUCCAUUCAGCCUGCUUGUACAAAUGGUUUACGUCUAGCAACAAAUCCACUUGUCCACUCUGUCGUGAGACCUUUUUCUGAAAAUUUUUUUCCAUUGGAAGUGAUCCCUGAAGUAAAUCAAGCAGAGUGUGGCUUUGGAUCCACCUUGAAGUAUUGAUGUGAGGAGGCCAGUGAGCGUUCCUUUUAAAUGAGACCUUCUCUGGAAAAUUAUUUUGGUUAAUGUAAUGAUCCUAAAUCAGGUUUACUUAUCUUUAGAUUGCUUUGUAAAUGUUUGGAAACCUUUUCUUUUACAUAAGAAUAUUACAUAUUUGAGAGAAAAUAUUUAUAUUAAUAGUUUAAUCUUUUUGUAUAUUUAAAAAUAAAUACGGAAAAACCCUAAAUUACAGAAUUGGAAUUUGUGAAAGCACUGUACAACUAUAUUAUACUAAAAACAACAGUUUGUUCAUCUAUAUUCUAAAAGUCCAACUGACGCAAAUGAAUGGAGAAGGUUGAUUUCUAUCUACAGAUAUUUUAAGACUUAUUUAUUAGUUAUGACAACAAAAUUAAUUAGUAUUUGGAUAUUUGUAGAUUAUUUUAAUGAUAAAAUGAGGCUAAGCUAUUAAUAUAGCUUAUUAUAAGCUAUUUGAAGCAUGCUUUGAAAUCCUAUAGCAAAGAGUGUAAACUGAACUUUAAGGUGUCUCCAUUUAUCAAGGGUUAUGAAAUUCAGAAAAUUCACAGCACUGACCUUUUGCUGUGGAAGAAUUUCCAUGUAUUAAUGAAAUUUGAAUUGCAGAUCUGUCAGUGACUUUAUUAUUACUCAGUUUGAGUGAGUCUCCAGAGGAUAUGAAUUUGAGAGAAGCAAAAAUUAGAUUAUUUCACUCAGGAAGCAGAGUGGUAGUUAUACCUCUGUUGAGAGGGAAGAAAUAAGUAUUUCUGAAAUUUAACAUUGGUGGAAAAAACAAAAAAUUAUAAAAUGUUGCAGGAGGCUUUCAAUUUUGUAAGCAAUCUUUGCUAUUCUUACUGGCCAAGAUUACACUAAAUUAGAGAUUUGGGGGAGCUUAUUUUUUCCAGCCUUUAGAAGUACAAGUUAAUAAUUUUAGUACUAAGUAAAAUUCAGUAUAAUGGGCUGAAAUGAAGUAGGUGGGAACCUGCCUUUUGCCACAGCACUGUUACCCUUAAAAAAUUGUGCCCAAGAUAUAAACAUGUGGAAGUUUGGAACUUGGAAUAAUUUUUUGCAGUCUUCCAUUACACGGGAAAUAUUAGCAUAUCUAGUAGCAAGUUUACUUGAAGAUCAGCUGAUCAUCUCUGUUGCAAAUGUUUAAUUGGCAAAAAGCAAGUCAUGUUAAAUAAAAUCACUGCUUACCAUCAA
Molecule: messenger RNA, 7320 nt
Organism: Felis catus (domestic cat)
Lineage: Eukaryota; Metazoa; Chordata; Mammalia; Carnivora; Felidae
Gene: LTN1
Product: listerin E3 ubiquitin protein ligase 1
Exons: 33
Coding region: 648-6053 (1801 amino acids)
Biological process (GO): ribosome-associated ubiquitin-dependent protein catabolic process; rescue of stalled cytosolic ribosome
Cellular component (GO): cytosol; RQC complex
Molecular function (GO): ribosomal large subunit binding; ubiquitin protein ligase activity; zinc ion binding
Source: RefSeq, a predicted model, not a curated record